This is a messenger RNA of Rubroshorea leprosula, 1915 nucleotides long. Lineage: Eukaryota; Viridiplantae; Streptophyta; Magnoliopsida; Malvales; Dipterocarpaceae. The record is from the annotation of a GenBank genome assembly.
CACUUCUCCAUCAUAGCUUGCGUCUAUGAUAAUGGGAUAAGCACUCUGUAUUAUGAGAUUAACUACCCUCUUCCCCUGAAAUGCUCUGUUUUUCCCCAGAUCAGAGCAUGGCUUCCUAUGGUGGCACUGUUUUCUGUUAUCUCCUCAUUUUUUCAAGCAUUGGUGAUGCCGCCGGUUUGAUUGGGGUGAACUAUGGCCGUGUGGCCAACAAUUUACCUACGCCGGACAAGGUAGUGGAGCUCUUCAAAACACAGGGUAUAGAUAAAAUUAAGCUCUUUGACGCCAGCCCGGACGUCCUCACAGCCCUCGCCAACUCAAAUAUAAGCGUCGUGGUCGCAGUUCCCAACGAGCUACUCUCCUCUGCAGCCGCCGACCAGUCCUUCACCGAUAACUGGGUCCAAACUAACAUCUCAAAGUACUUCCCUGCCACGAACAUUGAAGCUAUUGCUGUUGGAAAUGAAGUCUUCGUCGACCCCAACAACAGGACGAUAUACCUUGUCCCAGCCAUGAAAAAUAUCCACAACUCUCUCGUGAAGUAUAACAUGGAUUCCUCCAUUAAAGUCUCCUCUCCAAUUGCCCUCAGCGCUCUGCAAAGUUCAUACCCGUCUUCAUCUGGGUCCUUCAAAUCCGAAUUGGUCGAGCCUGUGAUCAAACCCAUGUUGGAUUUCUUGAGCCAGUCGGGGUCAUAUCUCAUGGUUAAUAUUUACCCAUUCUUUGCAUACAAAGACAACUCCAAAAGUAUCUCUCUAGACUAUGCCCUGUUUAAGAAUAACUCCGGCGUGGUGGAUUCCGGUAAUGGGUUAAAGUACUACAGUCUUCUUGAGGCCCAAGCCGAUGCCGUUUUUGCUGCCAUGAAGGCCCUGAAUUACAACGACCUGAAGAUGGUGGUGACGGAAACAGGGUGGCCGUCGAUGGGGGAUGCGGAGGAGAUCGGUGCUGGGACGGCAAAUGCAGCGUCGUAUAACGGGAACUUGGUGCGCAGAGUUUUGACUGGAAGUGGGACCCCCUUGAGACCCCAGGAUCCACUGAACGUUUACCUGUUCGCACUUUUCAAUGAGAACCAGAAAACGGGACCCACUUCGGAGCGGAAUUACGGGUUAUUUUACCCGAACGAGCAGAAGGUAUACGACGUACCGUUUACCCUGUCGCAGCUCCAGAGCUGGGAGUCGACACCGGCGGUGAGUGGGAACCAGAGUCAGGCUCCGGCCACCGAAGGGGUGUCCAAGACGAAGGUGGGGCAGACGUGGUGCGUGGCCAAUGAGAAAGCUGACCAGAAGAAGUUACAGGAGGCGCUUGAUUUUGCUUGCGGCAAAGGCGGGGCGGAUUGUAGUCCGAUCCAACCGGGUGCUGCCUGUUAUGACCCGAACACGCUCGAGGCGCACGCUUCGUACGCUCUCAAUAGUUAUUAUCAGAAGAACUCUCGCGGGGCUGGUACGUGCGACUUUGGUGGUGCAGCUUCCGUGGUCACGCAAGCUCCUAGAUAUGGAACUUGCGAGUUCCCAACAGGAUAUGGAAACUAAUUAAGAAUGAGAUUUGGUGAAAUUGAGUUGCAAGUUUCCAUGGGUAGUUUUAGAAAUUGUGUUAACGUCUCAGACAUCAUGUGGUAUGAUGAUUGAAGAGUAGGUGUGGUUGUUAUUUUUAUUUGGAUAUAUCCCAUUUGUGUUUAUUCUCUGGCUAGUGGAUUGUGUGCGUAUUAAUUCAUUUUUUAUAUUAUGGAUAAAUAUAGAGUAUGAAGGGUGGAAGAGACGACGGACCUUUUGCCUAGCUCCAUAUCCCAUAUAUGCUAUUUCGUCCCAUGCUUCUAGUUAAUUUUUUUUUCAUUUUACUUAAUAUUUUGGUGAUGAGGGAAGUUUUCAUUUAUAUAUAACUUAAUUGAUCAUGGAGUGGAGCUGGUAAACAAAUUACGAUCAUUUUA